Messenger RNA from Oryzias latipes (Japanese medaka), 1401 nucleotides. NCBI's taxonomy places the organism in Eukaryota, Metazoa, Chordata, Actinopteri, Beloniformes, Adrianichthyidae. The record is from RefSeq and is a predicted model, not a curated record.
UUUCCAUGUCUUUGAGAAAGCUGACUUCAUCUCCCUCACACACAUUUGUUUUCAGUUCUCAGCUGCAUCUCUAGAGUCUGUGAGGCUUCAGCUGCUUUGGAUACUUGAAACAUUUCAAGUUCUUUUAUUUUCCACUAGUGCAAAACCUGAAGGAAAACAUGACUGACGCAACUAGAAAAUCAAAAAUAUCCUCAUCUCGACGACUGGGGUUAAAAAUCAGACUUUUGGCAGUUGCUACUCAGAUGCUCCAGGAUGAGAAAGAACAAAAAAUGAGGGAAAGAGAACUUACACUCAGAGAGAGACUUCCUCCCCUUAACCUGUCUGGCCUGUCUUUACAACAACUCCAGAACCUUUGCAAAGAACUGCACCAAAAAAUCGACAUUUUAGAUGAGGAGCGCUAUGACAUUGGUCUGAAAGUCACCAAAAAUGAGAAUGAAAUUGAAAACCUGAGACUGAAGAUCACUGAGAUUCAGACCAAAUUCAAGAAGCCCAACCUGAAGAGAGUGAAGAUCUCAGCUGAGGCGAUGCUGAGCGUUCUGCUGGGCUCCAAACACAAAGAGUCCUUCGACUUCAAGGCUAACCUGAAGACAGUCAAAAAGGAAGAAGAAAAGAAAGAGGAGGUCACUGACUGGCGCAAGAAUGUGGAAGCCAUGUCUGGCAUGGAGGGCAGAAAGAAACUAUUUGAUGCUUCUGGCAACUGAAGGAAAAUGCAUAUUUCUGAUCAGAUUUGAUGCAAUAAAACAUAAUUUCCAUAACACACACAGUACAAUAAUAACUUAACGAAAUGAAAAAAAGUUUAAAGUUUAUAGUGUGACAGGAGAUUUAGAAUUUUUCAUUUUCAAUAGACUAUCAAAGCCGUAAAUUGAAACGCUUUAACAAAUCAUCUUAUUUUUGCGAAUUCCUCUUUAUUUUUAAAUUACUAAAGGAUUUUUUGGUAAGAGCAAAGGUUCUUGAAAAUGCAAAGAAAUAAAUACAUUUUUAUCAUAGCACAUGGCACAAUGGUUAGAGCUCACAGGAAGAAAGCCCUGGUUAAAGUCCCAGCUGGGCCCUACAACAGUCUGAUGAUCUGUCCAGUGUGUACCCCACCUUUGCCCAACACUAGCCAGGUUAGGCUCUGGCAGCCCUCAUGACCCUGAAAGGGAUGCACCAGGGUUAAUACAUUACAGCUUGUCAGAGUGCUACCUUGACAUAAACUUUUGUGUUUUCAGAGGUGUUCUGUUUGAAAAAGGAGCAGUUCUCCAUUGUAGCCUUAAGAUGGCAGCACGAUUCUUCAUCAUUUGUCUUUCCUGAAGCCUUCAAGGUUCUCUCUUCUUGUGUAAAGACUUACUGGACUGUUACCUGGUUGACAAACUCUGAUGUCAAAAUUGUUGUGACUAAUAAAGACAUUUAAAGGAAAUAAAA